Aspergillus thermomutatus is the source of this 225-nucleotide messenger RNA. RefSeq lists its product as uncharacterized. The transcript has a single exon. NCBI's taxonomy places the organism in Eukaryota, Fungi, Ascomycota, Eurotiomycetes, Eurotiales, Aspergillaceae. Bases 1 to 225 code for a protein of 74 amino acids. The record is from RefSeq and is a predicted model, not a curated record.
AUGGAAGGAGGUCAGCUGUUCAGUGUGGACGAUCGUACGGUCGACUCUCUUGCCGACGCUGUGGUUCUGGACGCUAUCAGCGCACUUCACUCAUUCCUGGCCAGUCCGGCUGACAAGGUGCCUCUUGGCCAGUUUUUCUACGAAGAGGCUGAGGUCGAGACUCGGGGUGGGUUAGGGGUUACAACGCAGGGGGUAGGGCUGGUAGCGUUCACCAGUGUGAAAUGA